Molecule: messenger RNA, 412 nt
Organism: Hippocampus zosterae (dwarf seahorse)
Lineage: Eukaryota; Metazoa; Chordata; Actinopteri; Syngnathiformes; Syngnathidae
Gene: ndufa5
Product: NADH:ubiquinone oxidoreductase subunit A5
Exons: 5
Coding region: 29-379 (116 amino acids)
Biological process (GO): respiratory electron transport chain
Source: RefSeq, a predicted model, not a curated record
UCAUACGGUCCUGUCCUGUGUUAGUCCGAUGGCUGGACUCCUUAAAAAGACAACUGGCCUGGUUGGCCUGGCGGUGUCCCAAAAUCCACAUGAGCGACUGAGGAUUCUCUACUCCAAAAUCCUGGCAUCUGUGCAGAGCAUGCCACAAGACGCUGCCUACAGGAAGUAUACUGAACAACUGGUCAAUGAGCGGUUUAGCCAUGUCAAAACUGAGCCUGAUGUUGAGAAGUUGGAGAAGAAGAUCAACUGCGGACAAAUUGAAGAGGUCAUUUUCCAGGCAGAGUGUGAGCUGGCUCUGUCCAGAAAGAUGGCCGAGUGGAAACCGUGGGAGCCUCUGAUUGAAGAACCGCCUCCCAACCAGUGGAAAUGGCCCAUCUGAAAACACUUGUGAAUUAUAAUACUAACGCUAUUA